Symbiodinium natans is the source of this 579-nucleotide messenger RNA. The record is from the annotation of a GenBank genome assembly. NCBI's taxonomy places the organism in Eukaryota, Dinophyceae, Suessiales, Symbiodiniaceae.
AUGGUGACAGCGCGCUUGCAUAAAGAAUUCUUGGAUGUUCACUUGCGAGCCGUUCUGCCCAGACUGCCCAAUCUGCUGGCCCCUGGCAUUCGGGACAGUGGCAAGUCAGUUUGCAACAACGCCAUCUGGGCUACAAUUGAGUCCGACCGCCUCUUGUCGGCUGCGGGCCUCCCAUCCCAAGAGCUGCUGAUCCUGGGCCAGGCGCUCCAGGAUGCCAUGAGCUCCAAGUCGAAUCGCCACGAGCAGCAGGGGCGUAUGGCUUGCACAGCUUGGGCAUUCCUUGCGGGCCGACUCCCAGAGGUGGCCCAGAAUCUCGAAGUGGUGCUCCAACCCUGGCUGCAGGCCAUGAGGUUGGGAAGUGACGAGCAGGAUUCGAAGGCCUGGAAAGGCCUGUGCGCUGCCGCGGAGUCUCAGCCCGAGGUCUUGGUGAGACAUCUGGACAUUCUGAAGAACACCAUUGCCAGCUUGAGGGGCCUAAGGGCCAGCUGCUCAGGUUGGGUCUUGAGCAUCUCCUUUGCUGCUUUCUACGGUGAAACCCCUCAGAACAGUGCGGCCUCUUUAAUUGAAGUAUACCUAUAA